Molecule: messenger RNA, 792 nt
Organism: Paramecium pentaurelia
Lineage: Eukaryota; Ciliophora; Oligohymenophorea; Peniculida; Parameciidae
Source: the annotation of a GenBank genome assembly
AAUGAUCAGAAUUAAAUUAUUGAAAUACUUUAGUUCAACAAUAAAUCAGGUUGACAGAUAAAAUUUCAAUAAAAUUUAAGAUUGGUGGAGUGUAGGUGGAUCAAUGGCACCUCUUUAUUCAUAUAAUCAUUUGAGAGUCUAAUUUAUUCAUGAAAUCCUAUAAAGACCAUAGAAGGGAAAGUCAUUAACUGGAUUGCAUUCUUUAGAUGUAGGAGUUGGAGGAGGAAUACUUAGUGAAAGCUUAAGAAGAUUAGGAAGUAAAGUUACAGGAAUUGAUGUAUCUGAAAACUCUAUAGAAACUGCAAUAUAACAUAAAAAUACAGACCCAGAAUUAAGAAAUGAUUAGGAAUUACAAUAUAAAUUAAUAAGUAUAGAGGAAUUAUCAAAACAAUAAGAAAUGUAAUUUGACAUUAUUACAGCAAUGGAAGUAAUAGAGCAUGUAGAAAAUCUACCAUUGUUUAUAGAAUCACUUGGUAAAUUACUAAAACCUGAUGGGAAACUAUUUAUUUCAUCAAUUAAUAAAAGUUAUGAAUCUUAUAUGAAGUUAAUUAUUGGUGCAGAAUAUAUUGCACGAGUAGUUCCAAAAGGCACUCAUGAUUGGAAUAAUUUUAAGACUCCAGAAUAAGUAUGGCUUUAAUUAAAUAAAUAACAGAUCAAUAUUGAUGUGGUAUAAUGUAAUAUUUUAAUUUUAGUUGCGUGGAGUAGAAUAUAACUUAUGGAGUGGAGAAAUGAAAUAUAGUAAUAAUGAAACCCAAUAUAUUAUGGCUUGUAGUAAAUAGAAAAGGGAAUGAU